Messenger RNA from Oreochromis aureus, 1815 nucleotides. RefSeq names its product patatin-like phospholipase domain-containing protein 7. NCBI's taxonomy places the organism in Eukaryota, Metazoa, Chordata, Actinopteri, Cichliformes, Cichlidae. The record is from RefSeq and is a predicted model, not a curated record. The transcript is spliced from 3 exons. The coding region runs from base 294 to 698 and encodes 134 amino acids.
UUUGUUUAGCCAACCUGGUUGUCCAGUUUAAGAUAAAGCCUCUUCUCAUCCCACAAUCUGGUAUUCAUCUUCUUUUAUGUUGCGGCUAUGAGCCGGGUCGUAACAUUAGAGAAAUGCUGCAGCAUUUUCUCAUGCCGAUCCAAUUGAUCCCCCUGAAGUGACAGGGCUUGCUGAACGGGAUCCAAGUCCACUGGGUCCAUUUCUGGCUGGAUCGUUCUGUCAGAGUGGUGAAAGCAGGACCCACACGCAGGACUUCCUGUGUAGAAUAAAGUGUGUUUAUUGACAGUCACAAAAUGACAAAAGAUGCAAAUAAUCAUCUGUGCGUGUUUUCUUCGUGUGCUCGUUCCCCGCUCGCGUGCUGUGACUUCUCCCGGUGUCCGUGGAUAAUGCGAGUGGAGCCCAAAGUGGUGCUGAAUGUUGCUCAUGCUGUGUUGAAGAGGAUGUCAUCUUUUGUCAGGCAAAUAGACUUUGCUCUUGACUGGAUGGCCGUCGAAGCUGGCAGGGCUGUUUACAGGCAGGGAGAGAAAUCCGACAGCACUUUCAUAGUGCUGAGUGGUCGACUGCGCUCAGUAAUCAUGAAGGAGGAUGGCAAGAAAGAGUUGAUAGGGGAGUACGGACGUGGUGACCUGAUUGGAGUGGUAAGCACCGUGACAGCCAGAGGGAAGACAGCUGGGGAAGAGUUGAUGGAAGACUAUUAAUAUCCAUGCUGUAUCAAACAACACUAGCUGUUUGUUUUCAUAGAAGAACCUGUUAAAAGGUUAGAUAUAAAAAAUUACAAUGUUAAUAUCACAAAUGGAACUGCCUAUUAGCUGUCAGUAUACCGCAUAUGGCUGAUGAGACUGGAUUGCCUGUAUGUUCUACUUUCAGUAAAUGCAGACUAAGACCAGUACAUCUUGGGAUAUAUUUAAACAAAUGGGGGGGGGAAAAAGUCCAAAAAAUGUAGCCAAAAGGCAGCUGAAAUAGAAUAUGCAUAAAAAAAUAAUCCAGAUAAUUUUAUCUUUUUCAUGCUCUUUGUCUUGGGCUCUUUUUGGGACCGUUCCAAGUGCAUUUAGACAAAAGCAUGCACCAAAUUCAUUUGCCAGGCUGCCAGAGGAGUGUGGGUGUGCGUACUACAGUAGUUAAAUCAUUUCUCAUUUUGUUUAGUGGCCUUUAAUCUGAUUAAAAGGAAAUUAGAUAUUCAGUCCCUGUUGAGUUAUCCAGUAUAUCAAUUCAUUUACCAGUCCUUUAAGUAUUAGGAUAGUUUACAUUAAACUGAAUAUAUUGAAACACAUAAUGUGGAGAUGGCUAAAGCGGUUGACACUACAUAAAUGUGCCACACCAGAGGUUCAGUAUGUCUAGUUUUACAUCAAUAAAGCAAGAUCUAUGUAGAUGUUUUGGAAUGUCAUUUGCAGUUAAUGAGUGCCUAAAGUCUUUGAGCCAUUAAUGCCACCAGAUCCUUUAUCCUUCCCCAUUAUGUUCUCCCAGCCACCUUCAGCUCUUGUUGCUGUGGGGUCUCUGUUUUCAGUCUAGUCUUCAGCAGGUGGUAUGCAGUUCCGUUAGAAUAGGAUCAGGUGACUGAGAUGGACAGUAAAGCCACUCAUUCUCUACACCCUCUAGAUUCCUUGUAUGUUUAGGGUUGUUUUCCUGCUUAAUAACUAAAUGUUUUUGCAUGUGUUGUGAUGCAUUUGACUGGAUCCAAUUUUGCUAGUAAAAUACCUCCCUUUGAGUUUCUUGUUUUUUGCUUUUAUGUAUAAAGUUUUAUUAAGUUUUGAGCUAUGUUUGAAUUUUUGCAUGCGACAUGCAGAGCUGGCUGAAAUUAUCCAAUUAUAUUUUUAA